AUGGCCGGGACGCCGGCACUGCCCGGAGCCCUCCUGGCCGCGCUCCUGGCGCUGGCCUCGCCCUCGCUGACCCCCAUUCACCAGCCCGGCUUCUGCGCCUUCUACGGCGAGUGCGGCCGGAACCCGGAGGUGAACGUGUCGCUGGUGUCGUCGCGGGUGCCCUGCCUGUCCAACACCCCUGCCCGGGUGGCAUCGGGGGCGCUGCUGUCGCUGCUGCGCACCGUGUGCCCGGAGCUGGUGCGGGGCAACAACGAGACCACGCUCGUGUGCUGUAACUACGUGCAGCUCGAGGCUCUCCAGCGCAGCGUGGGGCUGUCGGGAGCGGUGCUGGCUCGGUGCCCGUCCUGUGCCCGCAACUUCGCCAACCUCUACUGCCACAACAUCUGCAGCCCGGACCAGAGCCUGUUCACCAAUGUCACCCGCGUCAUCGACUACGCGGAGGAGCCGGGAGCCCUGGCCGUGCUGGAGUAUCAGCUCUUCUACAGCCAGCGCUACGCCGAGGCCGCCUUCGCUUCGUGCCAGGACGUGCGGCUGCCAGCCACGGGCGGCUACGCCAUCGCCACCAUGUGCGGCCGCUACGGAGCCCAGCUGUGCACGGCCCAGCGCUGGCUGGACUUCCAGGGCGACAAGAACAACGGGCUGGCACCGCUGCAGAUCGACUUCCACCUGCUGCCCAACAGCUCCGAGCCCGGCGAGGGCAUCGUGCCGCUGGACGCGCCCGUGUGGGGCUGUGACGAAGCGCUGGACGCCGAGCAGGAGCCGUGUUCGUGCCAGGACUGUGCCCGCUCCUGCCCGCCCGUGGUGCCACCCCCGGACCCGCCGCCGCCGUUCCGUAUCGGCCGUGCCGAUGGCGUUCUGGUCAUCUGCGUGCUGCUCUUCGCCCUUCUGGCUCUGACCUUCGUGCUGGCCCGUGUGUGCCGCCGGGGAUCCGCGGAGCCGCCGCCCAAGGCUCGGGGCCGGGGCGAGUGCGCGGAGCGGGCGGGCGAUGCCUGGCAGCGCUCCCUGGAGCGAGCCUUCCGCUCCUGGGGCACGGCGGUGGCCACGCGGCCCGUGCUGGUCCUGCUGGUGGCCCUGGUGGUGGCCGGAGGGCUCUCGGCAGGGCUGGUGACCCUGAGGCUCACCACGAACCCCGUGGAGCUGUGGUCAGCGCCGGGCAGCCGUGCCAGGCAGGAGAAGGCGUUCCACGACCGCCACUUCGGGCCCUUCCUGCGCACCAACCAGGUCAUCGUGACGGCGCCGGGGCGCUCUGGUGUCGCCUACGACUCGGUGCUGCUGGGGACAAAGAAUUUCAGCGGUGUGCUGGCCGAGGACGUGCUGCUGGUGCUGCUGGAGCUGCAGGAAACGCUGGCGGCCACCACGGCGUGGGCCCCGGGCUCGGGCAGGAAUGUCAGCCUGCAGGACGUUUGCUACGCGCCCCUGAACCCCAGCCAGCCCGGCGUGGGCGACUGCGCCGUGUCCAGCGUCACUCAGUACUUCCAGAACAACCGCAGCCACCUGGAGCUCCGAGCCUGGCAGCAGGACGACAAGAACCCGGGCACCGUGGACUGGCACGACCACCUCAUCUACUGCGUCAAGUGGGUGACGCGGGCGAGGGGCGUGGGGGGGGAUGUGGGGGGCACGGUGUGGCGCUGUGACCGUGGGGUGGCCACUUGUGGGGAGUCCGAGUACACGGAGGCCGAGGCGCUCAUUGUCACCUACUCGCUCAACAACUUCGAGUCCGGGGACGAGCGCCUCGAGUGGGUGCUGAGCUGGGAGCGCCGAUUCCUGGACGUGGUGCGCGACUUCCAGCGCCGCCACAGCCACAACCUCUCGGUCACCUUCAUGGCCGAGCGCUCUCUGGAGGACGAGAUCAACCGCACGAGCGGGGAGGACAUCCCGGUGUUCGCCACCAGUUACCUGCUGGUGUUCGCCUACAUCGCGCUGGCCCUGGGCGAGUACACGGCCUGGAGGCGGGUCCUGGUGGAGUCGAAGGUGACGCUGGCCGUGGGUGGCAUCGUUGUGGUCCUGGGGGCCGUGCUGGCCUCCAUGGGGCUGCUGUCGCUGCUGGGGCUCGCCUCGUCCCUCAUCAUCAUCGAGGUCGUGCCCUUCCUCGUGCUGGCCGUGGGCGCCGACAACAUCUUCAUCUUCGUGCAGGAGCUGCAGCCCCCUCCCCCCCAGGUGCUGCUGUUCCUGUUCCUGGCCUGUGCCGGGCUCUUCCUCCUGUUCCAGGUGUCCGUGGGGCUGGACCAGGAGCUGGCCCUGCCCGAGGACUCGUACAUGCUCGAGUACUUCUCGGCGAUGAACCAGUACCUGGCCGUGGGUGUCCCCACCUACUUUGUCACCACGAGUGGCUACGACUUCUCCUCGGCCAACGGCACCAACGCCAUCUGCUCCAGCUCGGGCUGCGACUCCGACUCGCUCACCCAGACCAUCCAGCUGGCCACGGCCUUCCCCAACGUGUCCUACCUGGCCAUCCCGGCCACCUCGUGGGUGGAUGAUUUCCUGGACUGGCUGAACCCCAUGGGGCGCUGCUGCCGCAUCCACCAGUUCGGGCCGGACAAGGGCGAGUUCUGCCCCUCCACCAGCAAUGAUCUGAGCUGCCUGCUGGGGAAGUGUCUGAAGACGGCGCGGCGCCCCACGGCCGAGGAGUUCCAGCGCUUCCUGCCCUGGUUCCUGCACGACCGCCCCAACCUGCAGUGUGCCAAGGGGUGAGUGGCACCGCGAGUGACCGCUGUCCCCAUAGUGACCACUGACCCUGAGAUGACCCGUGUCCCCGCAGCGUCGCGGUUCAUGGCGUACCAGCGGCCGCUCCGCACGUCUCAGGAAUACACGGCCGCGCUGCGCGCCGCCCGCGCCCUGGCCGAGCGCAUCACCAGCACCCUGCGCGCCGUGCCCGGCACCGACCCCGCCUUCCGCGUCUUCCCCUACACGGUGACGUACGUGUACUACGAGCAGUACCUGACGGUGGUGUACGAGGGGCUGGUGACGCUGGCACUGUGCCUGGUGCCCACCUUCGCCGUGUCCUUCCUGCUGCUGGGCAUGGACGUGCGCUCCAGCCUGGCCACGCUGCUCACCAUCGCCAUGGUGCUGCUGGACACCGUGGGCUUCAUGGCGCUCUGGGGCGUGCCCUACAACGCCGUGGCACUCAUCAACCUGGUGGCGGUGAGGGCACACGGGGACACGGGGCACGCUGAGGGGCACGGGGAU
Molecule: messenger RNA, 3186 nt
Organism: Sturnus vulgaris (Common starling)
Lineage: Eukaryota; Metazoa; Chordata; Aves; Passeriformes; Sturnidae
Source: RefSeq, a predicted model, not a curated record